Bicyclus anynana (squinting bush brown) is the source of this 6738-nucleotide messenger RNA. RefSeq names its product transcription factor kayak (gene Atf3). The coding region runs from base 638 to 1822 and encodes 394 amino acids. The record is from RefSeq and is a predicted model, not a curated record. Gene Ontology annotation, molecular function: DNA-binding transcription factor activity, RNA polymerase II-specific; RNA polymerase II cis-regulatory region sequence-specific DNA binding. The transcript is spliced from 6 exons. Gene Ontology annotation, biological process: regulation of transcription by RNA polymerase II. Gene Ontology annotation, cellular component: nucleus. NCBI's taxonomy places the organism in Eukaryota, Metazoa, Arthropoda, Insecta, Lepidoptera, Nymphalidae.
UCUCUCUGUUUACCGGACGGUUCUGCGGCCGGCGAGCGUAUCGCGCUCACGUGUUCGUCGCGAAUUCGAGUUUCCCGGCGACUCCUGACUUCCACUGCCAUCCCAUGGUGUUUUCCGACAGUUCACUGGUGCUAAAUCGUGCUGGGCGUUGAUUUUCCGAGACUAUCCCGGAUAAAUAGAUCGUGCGCGCCUAUUUUCGGUACUCGUAAAAAUUAUCGGUGUUUUCGGCGGAUGCGAUGAAUACAUUUUGCAAAUCGAGUCUGUGUGUCGAAAAGGUUGGAAGCUAUGUUUUGAGCGGGUGUGUUGUGCCGGACACGGAUGCGUUCGACGCACUCCCAGAGUCUGUGGAACUGAGCCUGUGUUGCCUCUCCAGCCUGAGGCUCUUGGGACUGAGGAAUAAGGACUUGGUCCUGAUGCUCCACGCCGUGCCUGGCACAUGUUAAGAUCGCGCAACGUUACCUCCCCGUGAAGACUUCGUCGGAAGACUCAAGUGCCAUUGGGAACAAGUUUACCACAGCCAGUGAUAUUUAGUGUUAGUAAACAUAGUGAUAGUGCGUAACCGUGAUAUAGACUUAGUUAACCGUUAGUUUUAGUGAAGUACCAAAAAGAAGCGAAGCUGGCUCCGUACAAGGAUAUAAUGAAUUCGUCGAGCAUCAGCUCAGUGCCGACGAUCAAAUGUGAGGACACGUCCCCGUCACCGACAGGCCCCGUGGGCACGGACGGAGAGGGUUACCUCAGUGUGAACGUGAACCUCAGCAGCGCCAUGAUGAACCUCCUCGCCGCGGAGACCGGUGGCGCCACCACUCUGCGGACGCCGGAAAUUGUGAACGACCUCAUCACCAUGACAAAUCCUCUGGAUCAGUAUAAUUACGACAAGAAUUCUAGUUUGAAGAACGGAAGUGGGAAUGAUUCCAACUCAUCCAUGUCCAACAGUUCGUCGGCUACCUCACCAGCGUCCAACACUCCGCCCAGCAUACAAAAGACGUGCUCGGAACUAAUAAAGGCUGGUCUGAAGUUGUCCAUCGAGUCGAAGAGGAAAAUGUCGGGCAGCGACACUGACGGCGGCAUCAAACGGAUGAAGAAGGAAGAAAGCGAUGAUGACUAUGACAGUAGUAAUACGCAGGCGCCCAAAAGUGAGCUAACGCCAGAAGACGAAGAGCGCAGAAGGCGGCGACGGGAAAGAAACAAGAUAGCAGCAACAAAGUGCAGAAUGAAGAAAAGAGAAAGAACGGUCAACCUGGUGAACGAGAGCGAGAUACUAGAGCACCAGAACAUUGACCUCAAAGCGCAGUUAAAGGAUCUGGAAGUCCAGAAGCGGCAGCUGAUAGACAUGCUCUCCGUCCACUCGGCGUCCUGCGUGAAGAACUCGCGGACUUCACCCACCACGCCGUACAACAUGCUCCGAUCGUACGAGCCGCCAACAACAUUCCCCACCACCUUCGACACUAACUCCCCCUACAUAAGACCGGAGUCGGCGAACAUCCUCGCGUCCAGUUACACUUGCGCCGCGUCCGUCAACGGGGACUCCGUGGACGCGAUAUCGUUGGACGCAACGUACAUGACCCCCCAAGCCAUAGACUUGGAAUACAACAGACCCGACAGCGUCCUCAGUCUCCCCCCAAACUCUGAAUGUUAUAUCACAACAGACGGUUACCUUCCAAAGGCUACGACUAUUUUAGGGCCUAUAGAACCCGAGGCGGAGUAUUACGAGGCCGAUUUAAAUUACGUAGCAAGCACGCCGCAAUGUCACAAUUACCCCGUGAAUAUCCAGGAUUCACAAACUAAGCUCGGCAGCGGACUUAACGAUGGCUGUCUUGUUUAGUAAAACGCCACCUUAACAUGAUCGGGGGCCAAAAUUGAUUUCAAAUGUAUACGUAUGUAACUAGACUUUGAAAGUUGGCAUUGACUUCUAUGUAUGCUAUUUAUUUACUACAUAUUAUAGUGCGGGUUUAAGAAACUGGCCACUAAAUUUAGUUCACUUUUCAUCAUAAUUGCGUCAAAAAAAACACUGAUAUGGACAGGUUUAAGAUGGUUUUUCUUAUGGUAGGUAUAAAUAACUCCCAAUUUGAUUCAAAUUGGCGUUUGUUUGAUUUUGCCUUUCCACUGUCGAUACUUUACAUAGCAUACAUAGAAGACUUUGUCGAGAUCAACUAAUUAAUUAUUCUUCGUGUUUCAAAAUUUUUUAAUUAAAAAGACCUAAAAUUAGUGAUUUUCGAUUUAAAAGCACUUUCUUGAUUUGUCGCGUCGUCGGAAAGAUAUUAAUUUCGAAACGAAAUCGUAUGUCUACUGUGUAGAACAACAGCGUAGAUUAGUAUGGAGGUUGUAAACUUAAGGUACGUUUUAGCAAAACACGAUUAUUUGUCCAGGAGAUAAAAAGUCGAUUUGAAACGCUUGGCUCGUUUGUUUUAUGAAAACGUACCUUUAAUUUAAUACAAAUAAAAAAAAAUGAGAAAAAACUGAUUGUCGCAAUGCGACCUUACGAUGUCACAUCCUGUUAAUUUAUUUGUUUUUAAUGUUCAAGUGUUGUGAGAUAAUAAGAAUUCACGAUUACCGUUUAGUACUGUGAAACGUUUAAUAGAUAGGUAGGUACGUAUAUUUUUCGAUAUUAGAUUAACUCUAACAAUACAAGAAUUCAUUUAUUUUUGUAAGUUCUAUAAUUUUGCUUUGAUCUGUACAAAAUAUUUAUCUUUAUUUUAGAUCUGAUUUAUUUUAGCGACGGUGCAAUUGAUUGAUAUAAGCUUUUUUGGGGGUAACCCCGGAAAUGGGGUAAUUACAAAAAAUUUGGAAAACCCAUAAGCUAGCUGAUACUUUUGGCGUGCUUAUAAAGACCAAUAAAAUAAUAUAAUAUUUUCGUUACAAAUUCGCAAAUUUCAGAAUACCCCCAUUUUCACAAUUACCCUAAAGCACUUAAUUGUAAAUACCUUUUAGGAGAUACAAGUGUCUAGUCCCCAUUCUGUACGCCAAAUUUAAAAUAGCAUCACAUAAUAAGAAAAUAACUUACAGUACAACAAAGAUGGAUACCUCCUGUUGAAAUUCCGUAUAUUUUAUUUAAACAGAGAAAUAUAUUAACACAGAUUAUAAAUGGGAUAUGAAUAUUCCAUGAACGUUGUUCGCUAAGCCUUAGUUGUAAGACGCUUUAACUCAGUUUAAGUCGUGAUAAUGUUACUUGUUACGGAUAGGUUACUUAAGUAUAAAUAUUCAGCUUAUUAUUGUUACUAAUAAUAAAGUUAUCAUAAUAACACUUAGUGUUUGCGACACCAGAAAAAGUGCCUGUUUCAAAUUCCAAUAUACGAAAUAAUAUUUACUUUUAGGAAUAAUCUUGAAAGAAUAAUUCUAUUUUUAUAUUUGUACAAAAUUUUUUGAGGUGACAGUACAUUGUUUCAUAAUAAUAAAAUGUUAUGUAAAUUUCUUUAUAAUAUUAGUAACAUCUAACUAGUGCUUUUUAUUUCUUUUUUUAUAAAAACUCUAGAAGUCCCUGUCUAGAAGUUAUUGAGUUGAGGAUGGUAUAACUUUUAAAUUACUUUCGAUCAGGAUUACUGUACAACCAAAUUAAAAGCUAAACGCUUUAAAGGUGGCCUGUAUAAAGAAAAUCAUGACGUUAAUUUUUUAUCUAUUAUAUUUUGUAUAAUUAAAUCAAGAAAUUAGUGUCAUAAUGCAAAAACAGAAAUAAUGACAAUGUACUGGAACCUAUGAUGUAUUAAGCUCGUUACACAUUUAUUAACUUGCAGCUCAUCUCGUGCGUAUCAAAUAUUGUCUGAAAUAAAAAAAAAAAACAUGUUGCUGUUCACAUAAUCAAAUUUAACUUUAUAAUUUAAAUUAUGGCGCAAAAAAAUAGUAUGCGUACGACACCCCCGAAUGUUUUGAUAGCACCCAUGUUACUUAAAACUUACUCCUAUCAAAUAUAUAGUUUCAUGGGUACGCUCGUAAUUACUACAUUCGAGCGGCAUGUGGAAUUCUAUGUGAUUGCCAUGUCCUCUGCCCGAUGUUGUUUUAACGUGUACUUUACGUAUAUUAAACGAACGUAUGCGUGCGCAACUCUACCAUAUAACCUAUCUACUUUUUAUAACAAAUGCUAGACCUUGCAUUACCCAAAAUCAUUGGCUUACCCCGAGGGUUAGGUACUUGAUGACAAAGUGUACGCGAUGUUGGUCUGGUGCUGGGUUGAUAAAUGAGUGACGUCCUUUACCUACGUGACGAUAUUGUAAAAUGGUGCCUUUAACUACCAGUGAAACUAGUCCCACGGCUGCAUAAUAUAUGCAACACCACGCAUAAAAGCAGCCAGUCACGCAAGCAUUUAUUUUUAUAUAUUCUUGUUGUGAUAAUAAACUUCACAAAGAAGUCGGUCGGACUCUUUCUUUACUACUAAUGACUGACUGUACUGACCAAACCACAAGUAAAACCGAAUAGACCAUAUUAAAAUUGAUCAUUCAAUAAUUGUAAAUAAAAAAUAAAUACAUAAUAAUUAUGUAAUUAUGCAUGACGCCCAAAGUUUAGGACGUUUAGUCGAGCCGCAAAUCUCAAACGCGAGUCGAUAAUGUCACUGUAUUGAAUUUAAAAUUCAGAAACAGCAGAAAAUAGUAGAAAACGUAAGUAUUUUUUAUCUUUAAAGUUAUUAUAUAUUAGAUUUUCAGCUUUUUAACUUUGUUAUAGACUUUUUUUCUAAUUAUUAUUAAGGUGGUUUGGGGGUAUUAUGGAUUUGAAAUGUCUGAAUAUCUAUUAAAUCAGCCAAAUUUGUUUAACAGACACAACUGAAGGUAGGCCAAAAAUUACGUCUUUUUUUAUAAUUAUGGCACAGCAAAAAUUAUUUGACUGGUUUAAUAAACACUCGCAAAUUUAAAAACAUCCCGAUUUCAGUAAUAACCCCAAAACACUUUGCAAAAAUAAAAUAUUUUACGUUAUUAUUUUGUACGAAUGGAUUUUUUGAAUUUGUGUAUAUUUCACAUUUUCCAAUGAAAAUGUACACGUGAAAAUGUCGUCGUUUUAAUCUUACGCCUAAGAUCGACUCUGUACGAUAUUGUUGACAGUGAGAGAUUUUAUUUAUUACAUACGCCUUAAAAUACAUUCUAAGGCUUUAUUAUCAAUGAUUACCCAUAGUUAGAUCUCUGCUAGAUUACAGUACUGUGUCUAAUGAAAUUAGUCACCGGUCAAAAUUGGCAUGCACAAUUUUAACCAGGCCCUGGGGAGAAAUAUUUUUGGUAAAAACAUAGUAUGCAGUAUUUUUCAUGUUUAUAAGAGGUGCAUCUAAAAUUUAGUGCGUGUAAAUUCGUUCUGCGUAUUACCAAUCUGUAGAAUAGAUGUUUUUCAAACUCGACAGUGCGAGUCUCGAAUUCCUCAUAUCUAACACGAUACUAAAGAUAGGGAAAGAUAGAGAAGAGUUCAGUUGCGCUAACAUCCUACCACGUAAAGAGACAUAGAGAAAGUAUCGUCCAAUGGCGGCAGAGUUGUUUCAGUCUCAUCUCUUUCGUGCCAACGCAGUGAAAUAGAAAGAGAAAGAGGAGAACGCUACCUCCAGUUGCACUGCCAUUGGAUUAAUUUUGUCUAUUUCUCUUCAUGAGAUUAUCUUGUUGAUCACAUGUUAGCGCCACUGGACUCACACAGUCGAAUUAUGAAAACAUAAUUACAAAAUAGCGUUACUAUAGCUUGGCAACUUCGUUCGUAAUGAAAAUGAAAACCCCAGGACUGAUGCACCUCACUUCCCCGCACGCACGAUUUCACACCUGCGCAGUCUUUCCCCCCGUCGCCCGCAUAUCAUGGGAGUGUCAUCAACGAACUUGCCAGACUAUAAUAUUUUAUUUGUAGUGUUUUUAUGUGCAAUACUUCUCUGUAGAUGGUUAAUAUAUUUAUGAGAUUUGCCAUCUAGCCGUUAUAUAAAUAUUUAGAUUUCCGCUCAUUUAAAUAAUCUCUUUUUCAUAGAGACAUAUACAGCGCGCUGUUUUGGCCAAAAAGCAAGCUUGACACAAAUAAACGAAUUCCUAGUUUUUUAUUUUUUUUAAAUAAUUUUUUUUAUUGAAACUUAAAGUGCCUAAGAAUAUGCCACAUUCAGUCAUGGCAAAGCCUUGUUUGUAUAUAAAUUAAAGAUCAACUAUUGUUCUAAUGAUAUUAAUAAACACUGGUAUUACCAUUUUUUUAUUUACAAAUGUAAAAUGAAAUUAAUAAUGCUUAAUUUUUAUAUAUUUUUUAUACUAUUUGUAUAUAUAAUUAUAAUAUUACAGAAGAUAUCAUUACAAUUUAUUAUUAACUUGAUGUUAUUUAUAAAAAAAUGUAUUAUAAAUUUUACAUUUAAUAUAUAAUAUUCAUGAUACAUAAUAUUAACCGAAAUAAGUUUUAAACUUAUAUUUUUGUUUAUUUAUAAUUAUUUUAAGUUUUUUUUUCAAUUCUUACAAAAUAUCAUGUAAAAUGAUUUGUACUACAACUUUUUUAACUAGAGAAAAAUAUCUAAAAAAAUCUUACACAUGUGAAUUUAAAAUUGAAAUUUUGUAUUGUUUCUUAAUCAGUUCGAUUUUUAAAAUUAGUUACACUUAUUAAGAAGUGCUAAUUGAUAUUUGUUACCUUGAAAACAAUUGAGUAUUUAAGUUAUGAUGUUGUUAUUGUAAUUUUUAUAUAUAAUAUAACAUAAAUAUUAUAUUAUCUAAGUGUUAUAACAUCACUUGUACCUGCUUCCUGAAUAUAAAUAUUUUGUCAAUCGAAGCAAAAUUAUUGUGCUUAUCUACUGAAAAAAAUAAAUUGUAUAUUGAAUUA